CGGUAUUUUGUGGCUGUUGGACUAUGGGUCGUGUGUUAGUGGUUUAAUCUUUUCGAUAUACCGGAAUAGUUUUUACAUCGUAAUUAUUUUUAAUACCAUUCCAUAGUGCUAUUGACUAUUUUUAUUUAUUCAUUGUGAUUUUAUAAUUUUUUCGCAUCAAUGUUCAGAUCUAUGAACUCGGAUCGUUGAACUUUACCGACAGUUUUUCACUACCGGCUUUUCAUCAGCUGUUUCGACGACGUCGUGUCCCCUUCCAUCAAAAUUGGCACGCGUACAAACGGCUGAACUCCGGGUAAACGAUGAGAAACCCGGCGUUUAAAGCAUCCAUUCCAAACAGAUCUUUAUUCCGAGCAAAAAUGAAUACCUCAGCCGUUCUAUUCCUAGCCGCGUGUCUGCUGCUGCUCUGUGGCGCUUCUUCGGCUUCAUCUUCACUUGUCAGCCAGAAUGAUAAUGAUUUGGUGUUCGAAGAAGAGGAGUUGCAAGUGGUUCGCGAUCUAAAACUCAACAAUUCUAGUCAGGGUGAUUCUGAUUACCCCAAUGCAGUUUCUUUGGAUAACGAUAUUUCGAUAAAUACUCGCAAUGAUCGCAAAAGCUACGAGGAACCGUUAUCAGAAAGGAUUAGUCAACGUUUCGAUCGUUUUAAAAGAGAUCUUGGUGAUUGGUUCCGGGGUUUGGGUUCUGCUCUUGGCGUUCCGACCAGAACACCAAAUUCUGAUGAACCGUCAACGGGCUCCACCCUGCCAGCCAAUACCUUUAUCAGUACUACUCGUCAAAAAAGACAAUCAGCAAAACCCGAUCCAGAAAAUGUGGAUGACGAUGAAGAAGAAGGAAACGGCACCAGUACAGAAGAAGUAGAUCCAGAAGAUCCGGAUGAUCCGACAUUUUCUGGAUCAUCGACAACAAUUCCAACAUCACCCAUGGGGGCUAAAAAAAGUCAUUUUCGAGUUUAUAUCAAGCUUAUGGAGGCUUACACGUAUGAUUUCAAUGACCAUUCCAGCUCAAUAUUCAAAGAAUACGAGCUUAAAAUUACCACUGGUGUUAAAGAAAUAUUCUCCGCGCCAGAUUUUGUCUCAGCUCGCUUAGUGGCUAUUUUAAUUACAACUGACUUGUCUCAGUCCAAGGCUGUAGUGGAUCUCGAGUUCUCCAGUGCUGAAAGCAGGGAACAAGUCGAAGGCACGUUAUCUGGUUACCUAGCUGGUCAUGAAAAAAUUGGCACGUUAGCGGCAUCGCCGAUCUCACUCUAUGUUCGCGAUUUUGGAGAUAAACUUCCUUUCCAGUGUUCUCCUACGGAAAUCCCCUGCCGGGAUUCGGAUAUAUGUAUCCCAUCAUCAGGCAGAUGCGAUAAAACCGCCUCAUGUCCAGAUAAUACCGAUGAAGAAGAAUGCCCGGAUUCAGAUCGAUGUAGAGCGGAUGAUAAAUUUACUUGUCCCAAUUCUGGUGGAAUAUUGGUUUGUGGCAGUGUUAAAUGCGACGGAAAAAAGGAUUGCCCCGGUGGCGAAGACGAACCACCAACUUGCGAUAAGACCCCAGGCCAAGCUUGUCUCGAAUCAGAGUUUUUCUGCGAUAAUGGAUGUGUUUCUUUGAGUAAACGCUGCAAUGGUAUCGACGAAUGUGACGACCGUACAGAUGAAAAAGACUGCCCUCUUAAAUGUAAUAAUGACACCGAGUUCGAAUGUGAUGGACGUUGCGAGUCUAUAACGAAAAGAUGCGAUAAUAACAAGGAUUGUAACGAUGGAGCAGAUGAAGCAGGCUGCACACCACCGCCGCCAAUAUGUAGACUCAGUGAGAUUGAAUGUGACGGGGGUUGUUCACCCAAAUGUAAUGGCAUCAUCGAAUGUUCUGAUGGAAGAGACGAAACAGGCUGUCCACCUACACCACCACCGCCACCAAAAUGUUCUGUCGAUGAGUUUGAAUGCGACGGGCAUUGUGUACCUGCAUCAGCCAGAUGUAAUGGCAUCGAUGAUUGUUCUGAUAGAAGAGACGAAACAGGCUGUCCUACACCACCACCGCGCCCAACGUGUUCUGACGAUGAGUUUGAAUGCGACGGGCAUUGUGUACCUGCAUCAGCCAGAUGUAAUGGCAUCGAUGAUUGUUCUGAUAGAAGAGACGAAGCAGGCUGUCCACCUACACCACCACCCCCGCCAAGCUGUAGAACCAAUGAGAUUGGAUGUGACGGACGUUGUAUACCUGCAUCAGCCAUAUGUGAUGGCACCAAUGAUUGUAACGAUGGAAGAGACGAAAUUGGCUGCACAACACCGAGUACUACCUCAACCACAACAACGACAACACGUCCACCACCACCUCCACCACCGCCAACUCCAUCAACUACAACACCGGCGCCAUCACCUCCUGCUAAGAAUUGUGACCAAGGUGAAUUUCAGUGUCUCCGUUCUAAGAAAUGUAUCUCUUUUGAGAAAAAAUGCGACCAAACUUUCGAUUGCGAAACUAAGGACAUUAUCGAUAAAUCUGAUGAAUCAAACUGUCCAUGUAAUAAUUCGACAGAAUUCACGUGUAAGGAUGGCCAAUGUAUUGGCAUAAUAGGACGAUGUGAUAACUUGUUUCAAUGUGGAGAUAGAUCGGACGAAGAAAAUUGUAGUACACCUAUUAUUACAACUCCUACAACUACAACGUCUACUACUACAACUCCCACUAGUACUACUACAACGUCUACUACUACUACUCCCACUAGUACUACUACGACUAGUACUACGACUUCUAGUAGUACGACUAGUACUCCCACUAGUACUACUAAAACAGGAUGCCGACCAGAUCAGAUAACUUGCUAUGAUGGUGCUUGUAUCGAUGGUAGACAAAGAUGCGAUAAAGUAAAAGACUGUUCUCAGGGAGAAGACGAAGAAGGUUGUCCUACAGGACAUAUUACUUCUACUACUACAUUAGCUAGUACCUCGAAUAUCUGCUCGAACAUUGAAUUUUCAUGUAAUAAUGGAAUUUGCAUCAGCGAUCGUUUUCGCUGCGAUGGUUUUCCUGAUUGCAUUGACAAUAGCGACGAAGAAAAUUGUCCGACGUAUACUACACCUUCACCUCCACCACCAACACCUCCGAUAAUCAGAUGUAAUGCCGAUGAAUUCCGGUGUGACGAUAGUCAUUGUAUACCGAAUGUACGAAGAUGCGAUGACUUUCCCGAUUGUCGUGAUGGAUCUGACGAAGCAAACUGCGUAAGAUGCCAACCGGAUGAAUUCCAGUGCGAUGAUAGACAUUGUGUGCCAACUAAUAGAAGAUGCGAUGGCUUUCCGGAUUGUCGAGAUAGAAGCGACGAAUCAGGCUGUACAACUACUACAACGUCGACGACUGAGUCGCCGUCGAGAUGCUUACCAAAUGAAUUUAGAUGUGAUGAUAACCAUUGUAUAGCAGGAGCACGCAGAUGUGACGGAUACCCCGACUGCAGAGAUGCAUCCGAUGAAGUUCGAUGUACAGGACCUCCUUCUGGUUGCGGGCCUAAUCUGUUUACCUGUACAAUACGUAGACAGUGCGUACCUAUUCAGAGUGUUUGCAAUAAUCGAACGGAAUGUUUUGAUGGCACCGAUGAAGCAAAUUGUCCAAUAUCCCGCGAAUACUUGAAUUUGAGAGCUUAUCCAACGGACCAAAUUAUCAAACAAAGCCAAGAAGUUGUCUUCCAAUGUCGUGACGAAGGACCAUUGAGGGUGCCUGUAACCUGGGUACGUGGUGGUAAUCAGCCAUUACCAGCAAGUUCAAGGAUCAAUGAACAAGGACGAUUGGAAAUACCAAAUAUUCAAUUAUCGCACAGUGGCACGUACAUAUGCAGAGCCGUCGAACCAUUUUAUUCGCGAUUUCCCAGAUCAGAAAUCACAGUCUUUUUGUCUGUUGAAGCUUUUGUUCCGAUCACUGCUAGACCUAUUAAAGUUUGCCGAGCCAACGAGUCGACUUGUCUGAAUGGUGAUUGCAUCCCUACCCAGUUAGUUUGCGAUGGACGUGUAGAUUGCUCUGAUGGAUCUGAUGAAGUGCGUUGUCCUAAUGGCAAAGGUUGCGAACCAGAUCAGUUUACGUGCGAUAAUAACAUGUGUAUUCAAAAAAAUUGGCGUUGUGAUGGAGAAAACGAUUGUAGAGAUGGAUCAGAUGAACGUGGCUGCGAACCUAGUCCACCAGGAUCACCUUGUCGAUACGACGAAUUCCAUUGCACCGGUAACGUGACUCAACAAUGUAUUCCUAAAUCAUUCCAGUGCGACGACCACAGCGACUGUUUCGAUGGAACGGACGAAGUUGGUUGCGCGAAAGUUGAAGUGAUACAACCACCUCCACCACUGAUUACUAUCGAUCAAGGAGGUACCUUCAAUAUUACUUGUACCGUUUACGGUGUACCUACACCAUUGGUUGUAUGGCGUCUGAAUUGGGGACACGUUCCAAGCAAAUGCACAUCGACCAGUGUCAACGGCGUCGGAGUAUUGACUUGUCCAAAUAUCGAACCACAAGAUGCAGGUGCUUACAGUUGCGAAGGUAUCAACUCGAAAGGAUUCCUUAUCGUUAAUCCUAAUUGUAUCCUGGUUGUUCGCCCAUAUGCUCGACCUCAGUGUCCUCCCGGACAGUUCAAUGAUUUGGCACGUGAUCGCGAAGAAUGCAUCAAUUGUUUCUGUUUCGGAGCGACGACAGUUUGCCAGAGCGCUAAUUUAUACGUAUACGAAUUACAGCCUCCUAUUACUCAAUUGAAUCAGUUAUCUUAUGUUAGUGUAUCUUAUAGUUCAGCAUUCGGUGAAAUUAAUUUCAACCCGAACGAAUUAAUUCAGUUGAGAACGUCGAUAUUGGGCCAAAACAGCUUCCGAGUUCAAGGUUUAUUCGAUCCGAGUCAAUCGACUUAUCCUUAUUUCUCUUUCUUGAGUGCAUUCAGAGGUAAUCAAUUGAAAUCGUACGGCGGAUAUAUUAGAUACAAUAUACGAUACGAUACUGGAAGCUCAGUCUUGGAUACACCUGUGAUCAUUAUUUCGGGAAGCGGUAAUAAAAUAUUCUACAACGGAACUCAAUACUUCACCAAUAACGGAACUCAAUUAAUAUCUACUCGAAGCGAGCAAGUUUCUGCUCGUCUAUUCUACGGAUCUUGGUUCAAAGAAGGAUACGGCAAUAAUGCCGGUGGUGACCAACCUUCCAUCAUCAAACCUACGUUAGCCACUCGCGAAGACAUCAUGACGGUUUUGGUCAACAUUGAUCAAAUAGUGUUGAAAUUACAGUACACCGAUUCGCGACUCGUCGAUACAGUCAUUUCCAACUUCAAUAUAGAUUCAGCAUCUGCUUCGAAUUACGGUCUAGGACAAGCUGCCUAUGUUGAACAAUGCUCAUGUCCUCUCGGAUACACUGGAUUAUCUUGCGAAAGCUGCUCUUCCGGAUACACUCGUACCGAUGGUGGUUAUAUAGGAAGAUGCGUUCCGACUCCAAUCGAUUGUGCUCCAGGUUCUUAUGGAAAUCCUGCCAUAGGAAUCCCGUGCCAGCCUUGUGCUUGUCCAUCGAGCAACCCCACAAAUCAGUUUGGAAGAACUUGCUAUCUGGAUUCAUCAGAUAGACAGCUCACGUGUCAAUGUCCACCUGGAUAUAUAGGAAGACGUUGCGAACGUUGUGCACCUGGCUACUCCGGUAAUCCUCUGCUUCCUGGCGAUUAUUGUAAACCAGCACUCUGUAAUCCGGAUGGAUCGGCUGAUCUUAGUACUGGACCACCGUGUAAUUGUAAACCAUUUGUCACUGGUGAACGUUGCGACCGAUGUAGAUCAAAUUCAUUCCAUUUAGCUUCCACCAAUCCAUACGGUUGCAUCAGUUGUUUCUGUAUGGGAGUUACGUCCAGCUGUUCAAGCUCUAGUUGGUAUAGACAAGUGAUUGCAACUACAUUUAUUAGAAACACCGAAGAUUUCAAAAUCGUUCGCAGACAAGAUAUUCAAAGAGUCAUUACCGAAGGAUUAGAAGUUCGUGCUAGUGAUCGUGAAAUCGUUUAUAGUUCAUUCUCACCUUCAGAACAAAGCGUAUAUUAUUGGUUGUUACCUCAACGUUACCUCGGCGAUAAAGUUACCAGUUAUGGAGGUGUACUCAACUACACACUUCGAUACGUUCCACUCCAAGGAGAUCAGAUCUCUAGAAAUAAUGCCCCCGAUGUCGAAAUUAUCAGCGGUAACGAAAUUCGUCUACUGUAUUUCAAACCUGACCGCGAAUUACAACCAAAUGGUUUCGAAACUGUAUCUGUACCAUUAUUCGAACAAUAUUGGCAACGAGAAGAUGGCCAGCCAGCCGGUAGGGAAUAUUUCCUAAUGGCUUUAGCUGGACUAAACAAUAUUCUCAUCAAAGCAACUUACACCACCACCACUUCGGAAGUUGGAUUACAAAGCGUCGUUUUGGAAACGGCUGAAGAACGAAAUACCGGUUUGAGACCAGCUUACGAAGUAGAAGAGUGCAGAUGUCCUCCAGGAUACAGAGGAUUAUCGUGUCAAGAAUGCGAUGCUGGAUACACUCGUAUUCAACAAGGACUUUAUCUAGGUUUAUGCGAACGUUGCAAUUGUUUCGGACAUUCUCAAGAUUGCGACGCUGAUACCGGAACUUGUUUGAAUUGCGCCAACUUUACCACCGGUCCAGAUUGCGGCACUUGCCAACCGGGUUACACCGGUAAUCCGAAAUCCGGCGAAGCUUGCCGUCCUGUUACCGAACCAAAUUAUUGUAAUUGCGAUCCUCGAGGUAUUUCACAGCAAGGUUGUCCGUGUAAUUGUAAACCGAACGUGAUUGAAAACAAUUGCGGUACCUGCCGGCCAGGAACUUUCGAUUUACAAGAAUCUCAUCGCGCAGGAUGUCUAGAGUGUUGGUGUUCCGGUUUAACCAAUCAGUGCCAGUCUUCGAAUUUAUUCGUUACGCAAAUUCCGAUGCCUAUUCUCGAUGGUAAUCACGGAUUCACGUUAUCACUGCCAGAUCGAAGGCCUUUCCCUGUUUCUCGAUUCGACUUGGAUAUCGCUCAGAAUAAAAUCGGAUUCGAUUACACGAUCGCUCGAGGACAACGUCUUUAUUGGUCUUUGCCAUCUCAAUUCACUGGAAAUAAGUUAUCUUCGUAUGGCGGUAAUUUAACAUGGACUCAAGGAUAUUCGGGACCUUCCGACGCUGUCCCUUUCAACGAUAUCGAUUUAAUCAUUUACGGUGGCGAUGGUGUGAACUUAUUCUGGACCAGCGGGGUUUCAAUGGGGCCAGGAGUGCCUGCGACUAGAAGCGCAAAAUUGGAAGAAAACGAAUUCACGCGUCUUACGACAACGGGUAGCCGAAGAGCUAGUAGAGCUGAUUUAUUGAGGGUGUUGUCUUCCAUCGACGCUAUUCUUAUUCGCACUUCGUUCAGAUCUCAAACGUCUUACGUAUUCAUAAGUGACGUCAGUAUGGAUACAGCUGUAUCUCAGCCAUUCACCAAUGUUAGAGCUACUCAAGUUGAAAGCUGUCGUUGCCCGACUGGGUAUAGAGGAUUGUCUUGCGAAAGCUGUCAAACCGGAUAUUACCUCGAUGACAUCACUAACCAAGGAAAACAGUGCCGAAAAUGCCCGUGUAAUGGACGCGAAGAAAGUUGUUCACUAGGUCCGAAUGCCCAAAUAAGUUGCAAAUGUUUGCCAGGAUAUUCAGGCAACUAUUGCGAAGACAGCGUCGGCGUUCUGCUGAAUAUCAAAUUAUCGCCCUUAAAGAUAAUUCGACCAAUCGGCUCCAGAGUUACGUUUACUUGCUCGUACGAGAGUUCAGAGAGAUUGUUUAUACGUUUUGUGAAAAAUUACACCACUAAUAACGAGAUACUGCUCAAGGACACGACCGAUUUACUUAUGAGUCAGAUCACUUAUACGAAAUUGGAAGGACAGAAAAGCGUUCAAAUAGUAAUCGAGCCGAAUUUGCAAUUCAUCAUUUGUCAAGUCGUCGAUGAAAACGGAUUAAUAUUCGGCACGAUAAACGCCAAGAUAUUUCCAGAUACGCCAACUCUAACACCUAGACCGGUCAGAUGUAACCCUGACGAAUACGAAUGUAGAGAUGGCCAUUGUAUACCGUUCCAACGUAGAUGCGACGGAUUCGCAGAUUGCAGAGACAGAACUGACGAAUUAAACUGUCCUGGUGGUCCAGGGAGUACACCUGAUACCGAACCAUCCACUUCAACUGAACCGAAUCAACCGAAGCCUUCGAUUGUCGUCGUGAUUCGAGAACCUGCUAUUCAAAUCGUAGCCCUUGGAACUACAAUCCGAUACAACUGUAGAGCGCAAUCCGCAUUUACUGGGCAAUAUGUUAUUGUUAAAUGGUCUAAAGAAGACGGCAUACUACCUCCGGCCAGAUCUGUUGACGAUGGUAACGGUAAUUUAGUCGUGAUCAACGCACAGACCAGCGAUACUGGUACCUACGUGUGUACUGCGUACGAUAACCGAACUUACGUUAGUCAAAGAGUCUAUCUUACUGUUGGAGAACAAUCAGCGCCUAGAGUAUCUUUAGUUCCAACUGGUUCAGUGACGCUGUUUGCUGGUCAAUCACUUUCUGUGAGCUGCGAAGCUUCCGGUGUACCGGUUCCUACGGUUGAAUUCGGAAGAUCGCCUGGAUCGUAUGCUAAUAAUAGAAAGAGUGGACUUAGAAAUACCGUAUUCAAUAUUCAAUCUGUGAGAAAAUCUGACGAAGGAAUUUACUAUUGCCGAGCCAAUAAUUCGGUCGGUUACGAUAGCCAAGAGAUUGUCGUUUAUGUAAAUGAUAUCGGUAGUCAAACUACGAUUAGUCCUCCUGGCUCGUCAAACGAAGUUCGUGUAACAGUCGAACCCAGCGAAUUCAUUGGAUCAUCGGGAGAUCAAAUUAAUUUACAAUGUACUGUUUCCGCGAAUAUCCCAUACAGAAUUAUAUGGACUCGUUACCCCGACCUACCUUUACAACAGGGAAUAAACGAAAGAGACGGUAGGCUGUUCAUUAACUCGGCAUCACAGCAAGAUUCCGGCGUAUACGUUUGCUCAGCAAUUUCCGAACAAACCGGAAUUAUCCUUAGUCGAAUUGAAGUCAAUGUUAAUGUCGCUCCGUCGAGGAGACCAGCCUUGUUGACAAUCGAACCCGAAAGACAAACUGUGGCUCAAGGAACGUUGGCUAAAAUCUCGUGUAUAGUUGGAAACGAUCCGAAUGCUCGUGUUACAUGGCGUAAAGCGAAUGAAAACUUACCAGCUUAUUUCCAACAAGUCGGAAACGAAUUGCAAAUACCUCAAGUUGAUGUGAAAGAUCGUGGUGUUUAUGUUUGCGAAUUGAACUACGGUGAUGGAAAUAUUCUCCAGGUGCAUUCCAUCCUUGAAGUUCAAAGACGUGAAGCUCCAGCGGUGGAAAUUUACCCGAAAGAUAGACAAACCGUAUUCAUCGGAGGUACAGCGUUGAUUCAAUGUCGUGUCAGCAGAGGUGAACCAUCUCCAACUCUCACCUGGUCUCGAACCAAUAACCAACAAUUGUCUUCUCACGUCGAAACGCUCGACGGCGGAGUUCUAAGAUUCUCACGUAUCACCGAAGAAGACGAAGGACAGUAUAUUUGUACAGCUAGCAACUUGGUCGGAAGUGUGACCUCUGUUGCAACUUUGGAACUAAUUUCUCCGCCGAUCAUUACUCUCAAUCCUCGCGGUCCUUACAUCGUACCUCUCGGUCAAAGUGUUCGAAUCGAAUGUACAGCCAGAGGUAGACCCGCGCCAGCAGUUUUCUGGCUAGAUCAAAACAUCGAAAAUUCUCCACUCGAAAAUGGGUCUCGUCCUCUACUUAGGGCACAAAGGCCACAAACAGCUGUUUUCGAAAUAUACCGAGCUCGGCUAGCUGAUUCUAAGACAUACACGUGUGUUGCCGAUAAUUCUGCCGGACGAGUCGAAGAAAAAAUAGUGAUCAUUGUACAAGAGGACGACUACGGUCGUUAUCCACCACAAUCUAGCAUUGCACCUGACGAAGAGAUCAUAUUUCCUUUAGGAACUACCGCUACCUUACGUUGUAACGUUGGCUCAUCUAACGAUUUGGUCAACGUUCAAUGGGUCCGAGAAAAUGGCGAUUUACCAGAUAACCACAGAAUUUACAACGCUGAUCUGAUCAUUUACGGUAUUACUCGAUCAAACGCCGGAAAAUACACUUGUGUUGGAAUUGGAAACGAUAACGCGCCGUUGUUCUCCAAAUCAAUCAACCUGAGAGUUACCGGUGGUCCGCCGAAAAUAUCGUUGAAUCCGGCCAUCCAAACUGUUCGUCCUGGUGAUAACGCUAAUGUAGAAUGUACCGCCGAAGGAGAUCAACCUAUUGCUAUUCAAUGGACGACCAAAACUGGUGCACCGUUUACAAGAUCCACUUCCACCAUUGAAGGACGUCUGAUGUUCCGUGGCAUCACAGUCAACGACGCAGGCCAAUACGUUUGCACUGCCAGGAAUACAUGGGGUGAAGCCGAAGCCGUUGCCGAAGUCCAAGUCAGUGAAAUCAUUCGACCAACUCGACCAACUAUCAAAGCUCCAGAUCAUGUUCAAAACACCUACGAAGGGCAAGACAUAGAAUUAAAAUGUGUCGUCGAUAUUCCCCGUAUUCGUCACCAAGUUACCUGGCGUAGAGAACAUGGCGCUUUACCACGAACCAGUCAAGUACUCGGCGAGACUUUACGUCUGAUUAAUAUCAGAGCCGAAGACGCCGAUCGAUACAUUUGCGAAAUUUCCUCAGCUUCUGGAAUCAGCAGCGACUUUAUCGACGUACAAGUCGAACGAACCUGCUUACCGGAUGAGUUCCGUUGCAACAAUGGUCAAUGUAUCUUGAAAGUAUUAUAUUGUGACACGAUACAACACUGCAAUGAUAAUUCGGACGAAAUAGAAUGUCACAAAUAUAGACGCGAUACGAGUAAUAUUUCACUGAAUAUCGAAUCGAACAAGGAUCCUAUCAAAAUUGGUGACUCGGUUACGUUAUUAUGUAACGCCAUCGGUGAUGUUGACGGAAAUCUUAUUUGGUCCAAACCUGACGGAUCGUUUGAAUCGAAUGUUCGGGUCGAUAGAAACGUUUUAAGGAUCGCCGAUGUGCAACCUUCCAACAGGGGUGUUUACCGGUGCUCGGCUUAUACCAGUAAUGGAAUUAAUGGAUUGAGAUCUGCCGAUUAUACCAUCGAAGUUCAACUUGCUGAUAUUACUAUUCCAAACUCAGCCAUCGAUAUUAAAACCGCCAAAUAUGGUCAACACAUCGACUUAGAUUGCUCUGUGAGCUUAGAGCCACCCGUCAACUAUUCGUGGAUCGUGCACACUUACGAUAAAUCGCUGAGACGAAUUGUCAAUUCGGAUAAAAUAUCGGUACAUAAUCUAACAGUGGACGAAAGCGGUCUUUACACUUGCAGCGCGAGAAAUGGAAAAACCACCUUUAAUAUACCUCGUGCACUCGUCGUCACCGAAGUGAUUCCAGCUUUCUCGAGAAACAGUUACUUAACUCUUAGACCUUUGGUCAACGCCGAUAAUAAUUUCGAAAUUGAGAUCACAUUCAGGCCGAAAGCUGACAGCGGGUUGAUAUUGUACAGUGGAGAGAAAAACGACGGUACCGGAGAUUACAUUUCGUUCGGAUUGAACUUCGGAACACCAGAGUUCAGAUUCGAUGUAGGUUCUGGACCUGCAGUCAUCAGAGGCGUACAACCGUUAUCGAUGAACACCUGGCAUACAGUUCGAUUGAUUCGAGACAAGAGAGAAGGUUAUAUGGAAAUUAAUAAACGAGAAAAUUACACCGGAUCGUCGCCAGGAUCGUUCGAACGUUUGGAUUUGAAAUUCCCCCUAUUCAUUGGUGGUUUACCUACGGACGCUAACUACAAUAAUAGCGGUUUUGUUAGCGGAUUUGAAGGUUGCGUGAAUAUGCUGCUAAUCAACAACAGAGUUGCCAACUUGAAGAAAGAAAUGAUCGGAGCUAAUAAUCUCGAAGACUGCGAUAACUGCAGAAUUAAUCCUUGUCAACAUAGUGGAGUAUGCCAACAAACCUUGACUCCGAGCGGAUACACUUGCAUCUGUUUACCCGGCUACAGCGGCGAUAAUUGCGAAUUGGCUAAGGAAAUAUGUUACCUAGAUUCCUGCGGCACAGGCACGUGCGUAGAAAACGAAAAUGGCAUCGAUUGCCGAUGUCCUUUGGGUAAAACGGGUAAAAAAUGCGAGAAAAGUAUCAACAUCGAAACUCCAGCUUUCCUCAAGAAUUCUUGGCUCGCCUAUCAAGCGCCAUUACUGAAGAAAAGAUUCAGACUCGUCCUCAAACUGAAACCUCUCGGAGAAUCGACCGAAUCGUACGUCGACGACGGAUUAAUUUUCUACAUCGCUGAAAACGAAGACGGUUCCGGAGAUUAUAUUUCAUUAUCCAUUUCCAGCAGCUUUGCCGAAUUGAAAUUCAAAAUUUCAGGACGAGAUGUUGCUUUAAGAUCUGAUCAUUACCUGGUACCUCACGAAGAAGUCCAAGUGAACAUUACGAUGACCGCAGCUCAAGCCAUGUUCAGCGUUGGCAAUGCUCCUGCUGUCGCUCAAGAAUUCAAUCCUCGCGCCGAAUCUGCCGAAUUGAAAUUAUACACUCCGUUGUACGUCGGCGGAUACGAUAAAUAUCUUACCAAACUGCCAGAUGAUUUACUAGUCAGAAAUGGUUUCCAUGGAUGUAUUUCGAUGCUCGACGUGUCUGGAACUAACAUCAAAAUGUUGCAAUCGAGCAUUUCCUCGAGCAACGUGAACGAUUGUUACUCGACGUUCGGUGAUAUUUGUCGCAGCAAGAUGCCUUGUCAAAAUGGUGGCAUUUGUAAAACGACCAGAGAUACGUAUAAAUGCGAUUGUGCCUUCAGUUUUAGUGGUACCAACUGCGAACGUCAGAAGGACAUGUGCGAAAUUAUGAACAAUCCUUGCCAGAAUAACGCGAAAUGUGUGGGAACUUCGAAUUCGUUGAAAUGUUACUGCGAUUUAGGAUUCACCGGAGAACAUUGCGAAAGAAGAAUUAACAUCGAAGAUAGUAUUAGCGUGAACGGCGAUGGAUACAUCGAAUUACCAGGAUCAUUGUUACCUCAUUACAAUCUGAACGAUUUAACCGUCGUUAUUUAUUUCACCACUAGAGCUAGCGAAGGUUUAUUACUAUGGCACGGUCAGAACGAAAAAAUCAACGGUAGAAAUUACGAUUACUUCGCCAUCGGAAUUUCAAAUGGAUACGUCGAACUUGCCUAUAAAUCGAACGAUGUCGAGAGAACUCUUCGAGCCACCGAUCACAGAGUCAACGAUGGAAAACCUCACACCAUCAGAGCGAUCAGACGUAUGGAAACUAUCUCAUUUGAAUUGGAUUCAGUCACUUCGGAAUUGGCUACCUUGGAGAGUAAAUUUGAAAUCAGAGGAGAUAUUUUCGUUGGUGGAACGCCGAAUCCAUACAUGACCGGAAAUCUUUACAGAAGAGGAUUCGUCGGCUGUAUCCACGCGUUAUAUUUGCAAAAUCAACGCCAAGUUCAUUUCGGUACCGAAGCCAAAUCUGCUAGGAACGUGGGUCAAUGUUCUACGAGCUCGUUCUACGAAACAAAUGCCAUCGAUGAAGCAAACUGAAAAUCCAGAGGAAAAGAACGAAGAAAAGCGAAGAUAUCAAAGUGAAAAAUUCUGCUGCGCCUUUAAAUAAGCAACUAGUAGGUACAACAAAAGACGCGAGUAUCGCUGAUCGAUUUACCAGUAUCAUGCAUUUGUUUUAUUUUUAGAUAUUAUUUUUUAGGUUUUAUUAUUCACUACAAAUUUUUUAACCAUUUACUGCCUUGUUAUUCGUUUUUGUUGUUUUUUUUUCUCUUUUUCGUUUCGUAUUAUGUUUGUACUACGCGAACCAAAUUUUAUUAACAUGCCGAAUAAAAAAAAAGACAUUGUUUUUUAUCGUUUUAAAAAUUUUAUUAUGUAUUUUUCACGUGUAAGAGUAUUAUUUUACCUGAGAUACUUUUUAAUAUAACUUUUGCAUGGCAACUUUUUUUUCUUUCUUUCUUUAAUGUAAUACAUUAUGUUCGAGUGAACGUUUUAUGUUGUAUUUUUACCAAUUUUGUUUUUAUUUUUUUAUAAUAUGGUUGCGUAUGUUUUCGAAAAGGCAGGUUGUUUUGUAAUUUUUAUUAUCAGUAUUUGUUAUACUCUCGAAUUACGUAAGUUGAUCGUUCUGUUUUAUUUUUAUUUUUUUGUUUUCUAAUUUUUUUUUCUCAUCUGUGUAUGUUUUGAUUAUUACCUACCAAAAAAAAAGUGUUUUAUUUUUUAAGGAUUUGCGAUGCGUCAAACAAAAUUUGUUAAGGCAUAAUAUCAUUUUAUCGUACUUUUGAAAGGAGAUGCUUCAAUAUACUCGAAAGGUACUGCCGAUGUUCUAAUUACGCGUAUAAUUAUAUACUAUGUUGUUAAUACCUACGUGUACCAUUGUGUAGAGAAUAGUGCCAUUUUAGACAAUAAAUAUACCUAUCAAUCUGUUUGAAA
This is a messenger RNA of Planococcus citri (citrus mealybug), 14393 nucleotides long. It is a transcript of the gene trol, whose product is annotated as terribly reduced optic lobes. Gene Ontology annotation, molecular function: calcium ion binding; protein binding. Lineage: Eukaryota; Metazoa; Arthropoda; Insecta; Hemiptera; Pseudococcidae. The record is from RefSeq and is a predicted model, not a curated record. Bases 300 to 13505 code for a protein of 4401 amino acids. The transcript has 77 exons. Gene Ontology annotation, cellular component: plasma membrane; neuron projection.